Panicum hallii is the source of this 1468-nucleotide messenger RNA. RefSeq names its product indole-3-glycerol phosphate synthase-like. The record is from RefSeq and is a predicted model, not a curated record. The transcript is spliced from 9 exons. NCBI's taxonomy places the organism in Eukaryota, Viridiplantae, Streptophyta, Magnoliopsida, Poales, Poaceae. Gene Ontology annotation, molecular function: indole-3-glycerol-phosphate synthase activity; phosphoribosylanthranilate isomerase activity. Gene Ontology annotation, biological process: L-tryptophan biosynthetic process. The coding region runs from base 110 to 1264 and encodes 384 amino acids.
ACGGGGCGGGGAGGCAUAGCCCAAUCGAGCACCGCGGCACUCUUGUUGCCUCUCCACCACCGACUCGCCUCUUCUCACCACCGACUGCCCCGUCCUCUUCACGUCGCCGAUGGAGUCCUCCAUCCUCGCCGCCGCCUCGGUCGCCAGGGCCUCUGUUCCUGCAACUGUCUUAUCGCCGCUCUUUCCGUCCUCUAGGCCCGUCGUCCUGCGCACCGACGUCUUCGGGCCAAGCCCCGCCGCGCGCGCCGUACGCUGCCUCGCCGCCGAGGGCUCGGUCCUGCACAGGCUGGACGACGAGAUGUUCAACUCGUCGGAGGUGAUCCAGUGGGAGAGCGGCAAGUCCAUCAACUCCAUCGCCGCCGCGCAAGGCAUCCGCAUCCGCCGCCGCUGCCGCCCCAGGUACCCCUCCGAGGGCAUCGGCGCCGACAGGGACGUCCCGCGCAACGUCCUGGAGCAGAUCAUCUGGGACAAGGAGGUCGAGGUGUCCCAGAGGAAGGCCAAGGCGCCGCUCCAGAAGGUGAUGGAGUCCGCCGAGCGCGCGCCGCCCCCCAGGGACUUCGUCGGGGCGCUGGAUGCCGCGCGCCGCCGCAACGGCCUCCCUGCGCUCAUUGCCGAGGUCAAGAAGGCGUCGCCCAUCAAGGGCCUGCUCAGGGAGCACUUCAAUCCGGUCGAAAUCGCGCACGCCUACGAGAAGAACGGCGCAGCCUGCUUGAGCAUCCUGACCGACGAGAAGCACUUUCUGGGGAGCUUUGACAAUCUGGAGACCGUGCGCAAUUCUGGUGUGAAUUGCCCUCUGCUCUGCAAGGAGUUCGUCAUCGACGUCUGGCAAAUCUACUACGCGCGUUCCAAGGGCGCCGAUGCGGUGCUCCUGAUCGCCGCCGUGCUACCAGACCUUGACAUCAAGUACAUGCUUCGUGUCUGCAGGAGCCUCGGGAUGACGGCUCUUGUCGAGGUUCAUGAUGAGAGGGAGUUGGAUCGUGUAUUGAAGAUAGAUGGUGUUCAAAUUAUUGGCAUUAACAAUCGCAGUCUAGGAACAUUUGAAGUCGAUACUGCGAACACAGACAUGUUGCUACGUAAACGUGGCGACGUCAUCAGGAAGAAGGGAAUAAAGGUUGUCAGCGAGUCCGGGUUGUUUACGCCUGAUGAUGUAGCAUAUGUCCACAAUGCUGGUGUAUCAGCUGUUUUGGUAGGAGAAUCCCUAGUGACGCAGGAUGAUCCUGGUCGAGCAAUCGCUGGGCUGUUUGGGAAGGAGCUCUUACACUAAUCUCUUUCCAUUGUGGUUUAGCUUAUUAGCUAAUUUGUUGUAUGUAUCAAUCAUGGGCUGAUAAGUGAAGGCAUCCAAGCGUAAAGAUCGCACAAGAUAUAUGUAACCAUGAACUAGCUAGUGCUUUAUUUAUAAAAGUAAUUUGUUACGAGUUUUUUCAUUUCUUUGCAUGAAUCACGAAUAUGCAUUAUUUUGUUGCGUGCA